AUGGCUGCGCUGUGGGAGAACAACGGCCAGAUGGGCCAAUUCCCACUGGAGCAGUGGUUCUACGAGAUGCCGCCCGUCACUCGAUGGUGGACAGUUGCCACGGUGGCAACCUCGGUGCUCGUGCAGUGUCAUAUCGUGACUCCAUUCCAGCUGUUCUAUAGCUUCCGCGCCGUCUACGUUAAAUCACAGUACUGGCGCCUUUUAUCAACGUUCCUCUACUUCGGUCCACUCAAUCUCGACCUCUUAUUUCAUGUUUUCUUCCUUCAACGCUACUCCCGCUUGCUGGAGGAAUCCUCCGGUCGCUCUCCGGCGCACUUCGCUUGGCUCAUCUUCUACGCCAUGUCCUCACUGCUCGUUAUUUCACCCUUCCUGUCACUACCAUUCCUUGGUACGGCCUUAUCGUCGAGCUUGGUUUACAUCUGGGCCCGUCGCAACCCAGAGACUCGUCUGAGCUUUUUGGGCUUGCUAGUCUUUACGGCUCCUUACCUGCCGUGGGUCCUUAUGGCGUUCAGUCUGAUCGUGCAUCGCAUUGUGCCCAAGGAUGAGAUUUGUGGCAUUGUGGUGGGUCACAUUUGGUACUUCUUCAAUGAUGUCUACCCGACGCUGCAUGGUGGCCACCGGCCUCUUGAUCCGCCCGCUUGGUGGCGUCGGCUCUUUGAGCAGGCCGCGGACCAGCCGACUGAUGCCACAAAUGUAAACCAAGAGUUUGCAGCGGCUGCGGCGCCUGAAGUGCGGUAA
Penicillium verhagenii is the source of this 738-nucleotide messenger RNA. RefSeq names its product putative ER-associated proteolytic system protein Der1 (gene derA). Lineage: Eukaryota; Fungi; Ascomycota; Eurotiomycetes; Eurotiales; Aspergillaceae. The record is from RefSeq and is a predicted model, not a curated record. The transcript has a single exon. Gene Ontology annotation, biological process: endoplasmic reticulum unfolded protein response. Bases 1 to 738 code for a protein of 245 amino acids. Gene Ontology annotation, cellular component: Hrd1p ubiquitin ligase ERAD-L complex; endoplasmic reticulum membrane. Gene Ontology annotation, molecular function: misfolded protein binding; ubiquitin-specific protease binding.